CAGUAACCGGUCAACAGAAUUCUCUCAUCUGCCUAAGAUUUUGAGGAUCUCUUGUGGCUGAAGGAUGAAGUCAUCUCACAUGGCUUGACGACUAGUCUGAUAGUCUGAUAGUCAUCCCGCUGCUGCCCGAAACGACGCGCCCCGUCUUACCUUGUGCGACAUGAGCAUGACUAAGCCAUCAGGCACAUGAUACGGCGAGAUGGAUGCAGCUAAGUGUAGAUGCUUCCUCGUUCUGCCUCGUAUCUUCCUACCACAGUAGGCCAUCAUUCUUGUCCUCGUUUUCUGAUCGAUCACAUUCUGCAAAGAGUCCAACAUGGCAGAUUACUACAACCCCAGCGGAUAUCCUCCUCCUCCUCGGACAGGUAGUGGUCAGAACUCGUAUCCGCCGCCGCCGAGACCACAGCAAUACGAGGGCAGUCAUGGCUACAGCUCUCCAGCACCGCAGGUACGAAUCUUUUUGCCGGGUACUCUCUUUUCUUCCUUGUGGGUUGCGACUGAUACGCCCUGUAGAGUUCAUAUGGCUAUCGCCCACCGCGAGAAGACCAGUACAACUACUCCCCGCGUUCAUCCGGAAUGCAGGUAGGCCAAUAUGCUGGCACCGAAUACGAGCACGGUCGGCAGCGUCGCAAUUCCGGCCCGUAUGCUGCCAGCCAGUAUCGUGGAACUGAAGCAUCUUACUAUGCGCCUCCUUCAGAAUAUGACGAUCGCCCGGGUUCGAGAGGUUCGCGGGGUUCGCGAAGAGAAAGAGAGGGAUCCAGAGGAAGAGGCGAGAAACACGGAAAUCACGAUGGCGCGAAGGAAUUAGGUGCAACACUUGCCGGUGGCGCCAUUGGUGGCUGGGCUGGCCACGAGCUUGGUCAUAGCAAUCCUCUUGUGACGGUCGCCACGGCUAUUGCCGGUGCUUAUGCCGGACAUAAAUUGGAGGACAAACAUGAGAAGGAUAAGGCAAAGAAGCGGGAACGACGAGCAAGCCAGGGCGGAGGAUAUGAUGACUAUCGUGAAGGCCGACGCAGUCGCAGCCGCAGUCGCAGCCGCAGCAUAACCCAAAGACUUAGGAGAUCCCUCAGCAGGAAGAGAAGCAGCAGCGAGAGCAGCAGCGAUAGCGAUAGUAGCAGGCGCCGACGACACCACCGCCAUUGAGCGGGCUCUCCCACUGGCGGUUGUUUCGAACGACAUUGAUGACCCGUUUUUCCCUUUCCGGCUCCCAUUCUGUUUCAUAAAUUAUUGUUUUUGCAAUAUAUAUUUCAAUCUCAGCUGGUGCUUGCAUGCUCUUGUAUCAUUAUAUUCUCGGAGAGAUCUUUCUCCAUUCGUGGGCCUCAAGACGACGUUAGAGGUGUGGGCAUGCCAGGUCUGGAGGUCCUCAGUUCUGGUUGUGACGAGCUGUGCCGAAAUGUCAGCGCACAAUGGGAUAACGUCGACGAUUAAGCAUCUCCAGCAGAAUCUCCGCUUUGCUCAGAACUUUGUUGUUAUGCAAGGCUCUCGCUCAGGCAAACGGGAUGCUGUAGAUGUUAUGGCACGAGCUUCGUCCAAAGAAUGAGUGAAGCCUAGAUCUCUGAGGGACAACUGCGGAGCUAUUAAAGGCCGAAACGGGCUUCGGCGCUUGUUCUCGAAUUCUUCGGCCAAAUGUCACAAACCCAGGGAUAGAUGGACGACCACUCAGAAGGUGCGUGGUCAGCACAAGCCCACCAGAUCGACCAUUAUCGGUUGGUUGUCCAGGACGAGCAGGACCACACCGCCUCAUCCGGCACGGCCGUCCGAACACUAAGGUUGAUCCGUGCCCUGCGAGUGCCCUGCAGCCAAAAAGUCAUCCUUAUCAUGGCGAUAUCGAUAGUAGUGGCGGAAUCUUUUUUUUUCUGAGCUGCUGUCUAGGCGACAAAAACAUACCUGCCCCUCCUUUCCCACAUUCCCCAUGGAUAUGUGUAUGGUGAAGCAAAAGCCUCUUUCCCUGCCACUGUUGAAGACGCUUGAGGAGGGCCGAUGCUGGCAGACUGGAUCAAUUGAAAACGAAGGAGGAAAGGAGGCGAAGUACAUAAUGGCUGAUAACGGUGCAUGUCGAUUUAGAUCUGACGUGGUAGGCAUGCCGAAGUAGCCUGUAGCAUCAACGGUUCUCCCGCCCAUCCCGCAUAUUGAGUGUUACAGAAUGACCGGGGGGUCGGGUAAUCGCCCAGGUCUUGGUUGACCCAAGGCUGGUGACGGUGACAUGGAUGGAUCCUACGGAACCAUCAAGAGGGAGAUAGAAGGAAGAUGAUGAUCGAUUAUUGAAAACUCACACGCUGAAUCUCCAGGCUCUUCCAGACAACAGCACAAGAAAAGAUCGGCAGCCCAAUUCCGGUGACAUUUUGAUUGGUAAAGGGCGAGAACCAGAGCGUUGCAGCCAUAGAGAUGAUGGGGAUUUGACAAGAAAGGUCUGGUUGACUGGGUUGAAACCGUUCCUUGGGCGUGCCUGGGUUGGGUUCGGCGGCGAGAGCGAGGAUGGUCCAGCGGUCAGCCUGAGAGUCGAAACGAUGAGACGCUAAGGGAAAAAUUUUUGGGGCCUUUCAAAUUUAAUAAAAUUCGCCUUCGCCCUUUGCA
Messenger RNA from Exophiala xenobiotica, 2571 nucleotides. RefSeq lists its product as hypothetical. The coding region runs from base 574 to 1140 and encodes 188 amino acids. Lineage: Eukaryota; Fungi; Ascomycota; Eurotiomycetes; Chaetothyriales; Herpotrichiellaceae. The transcript is spliced from 2 exons. The record is from RefSeq and is a predicted model, not a curated record. Gene Ontology annotation, cellular component: outer membrane.